Messenger RNA from Lodderomyces oxycetoniae, 2202 nucleotides. It is a transcript of the gene GCD6, whose product is annotated as translation initiation factor eIF2B catalytic subunit epsilon. Gene Ontology annotation, molecular function: translation initiation factor activity; translation initiation factor binding; guanyl-nucleotide exchange factor activity. The transcript has a single exon. The record is from RefSeq and is a predicted model, not a curated record. Gene Ontology annotation, biological process: biosynthetic process. Gene Ontology annotation, cellular component: eukaryotic translation initiation factor 2B complex. NCBI's taxonomy places the organism in Eukaryota, Fungi, Ascomycota, Pichiomycetes, Serinales, Debaryomycetaceae. The coding region runs from base 1 to 2202 and encodes 733 amino acids.
AUGGCACCCAAGAAUAAAGGUGUAAUCAAGAAAAAGGAUGUGAGGGAUGACAGGUUUCAGGCGGUUGUUUUGACGGAUUCUUUUGAAACCAGGUUUAUGCCUCUUACGGUGACAACUCCACGAUGUUUACUCCCAUUAGUCAAUAUUCCCUUGAUUGAAUAUACUUUGGAGUUUUUGGUCAAUGCUGACAUUAAUGAGGUGUUUCUUGUUUGCACAUCACAUUCUGAGAAGAUACAAGAGUACAUUGAAAAAUCGAAAUGGAGCAAUCCCAAUUCGCUGACUCAGAUAACUUUGAUUACGUCAUUAGAGUCCAGAUCAAUUGGUGAUGUUAUGAGAGAUAUAGAUAAUAGAGGGUUGAUAACAAACGAUUUUCUUUUGGUUUCCGGGGACUUGGUGAGUAACAUAGAUUUUAAAAAGGUUUUAGAUUUCCACAAGAGUAAGACGCAGCAAGACAAGAAUCAUAUGGUAACAAUGAUUUUGAAUAAAGCUUCUCCUUUGCAUCGAAUGAGGUCACGUAUUGAGCCAGCAACAUUUGUGCUCGAUAAGAAAACUAGCAAAUGUGUUUAUUACCAAAGCAUUCCGCCGGUUGAUGGUAAAAAAUCUAGUGUCAAUAUAGGCCCCGAAUUAUUAGAAGAAGACGACGAUUUUGUAUUAAGGAACGACUUGGUUGAUUGUCAUCUUGAUAUUUGCACGCCUCAUGUGCCGCAAAUCUUCCAGGAAAAUUUCGAUUACCAAUAUUUAAGAAGUGACUUCUUGAAAGGUGUUUUGACAUCGGAUUUAUUGAGAAAGACCGUUUAUGCGUACAUCAGUGAAGAAGGAUCAGAUUACUCAGCAAGAGUAGAAAGUUGGGGAACUUACAAUGCUGUGUCCCAGGAUAUUUUGGGUCGAUGGUGCUAUCCAUUACUGCCAGACUGCAAUUUAGCACAGGGCACGUCGUACUCUUAUGAGUUUAACAACAUUUAUAAGGAAGAGAAGGUCUUGUUGGCACAUUCGUGUAAGAUUGGAUCUUCUACUGCGAUAGGCAGAAAUUCGAGGAUCGGUGAAGGCAGCAGUGUUGGGAAAUCGGUUAUUGGACGAAACUGUGUUAUUGGCAAGAAUGUAUUGAUAAACAAUUCAUAUAUAUGGGAUGAUGUUGUAGUGGAGGAUAAAUGUGUUUUGAAUAAUUGUAUUGUUGCAUCGCAUGCAGUGUUGAAGGAAGGUGUUCGGCUACUCCCCAACUGUGUCAUUGGAUCAAAUGUUGUUAUUGGGAAAAAUAUCACCAUUCCAAGUGGAAGUAGACUUAUUGAGAAAAAGGAAAAGGAAAAGGAAAGGAAGGAUGAUGACAAUGGUGAUGGUAACACUAGUAGUGAUUUUGACCUAGUUGGAGAAGAUGGUGAAGGUGUACUUUAUCAAACAGAUAAUGAUGAGAGUGACGAGGAAGAGUCAUCGAUAAGGGAACCUUCUAUGUUGUACCAAAUGCAUACGAUGAAUAUAUCUGAUGAUUCGAUAGCGUCUAUAUCCAACAAGAGAGCCAAAAGGCGCUCACACACACGGUCACGGCGAUUUUCUUCAAACUCAUUCAUGUCUGAAGGACAAGACGAAUUUGAAGAGGAGCUUUUUGAUGUUGAAGGUUUAGCAACAGUUUCUAGAGCAAUUGAGAAUAACCAUGAUAUAGACACAGCACUAUUAGAGUUGAACACUUUGAGGAUGUCCAUGAACGUUACAUACCACGAGGUGAGAAGCGUUACUGGUGAAGCCAUAUUAAAGAAAAUAUUGGAGUUUAUUACUACUGAUACUUUAAAGCCUCAAGAAGCCGCGGUGAAGUUAUUUAGUCAUUGGGGGAAAAUGUUUAAGAGACAAGUAUUCAGCUCCCAAGAAGAGGUAGAUUUAUUAAACACAUUGGAGGGACAAAUUGCCAAUUUGAAUAAGGCGUAUAAUCAAGUGAUUUUAUUUGUUGCAUUGAAAACAUUGUAUGAUAUUGACAUUGUUGAAGAAGAUAAUAUUUUAAAGUGGUGGCACCAAGACAAAAAGGAUAAAGAGGUUAGAGGAUUAUCAAGUAAAUUUAUAAAUUGGUUAGAGGAAGCUGAAGAAGACGAGGAAAGUGGAGAUGAGGAUGGGGAUGGGGAUGAGAACGAGGACGACGAGGACAACGAUGAUGAUGAUGAUGAUGAUGAUAAUGACGACGACGAUGAUGAUGAAGAUCACGCCAACGACAAAGAAUAG